This is a messenger RNA of Brassica rapa (field mustard), 1777 nucleotides long. RefSeq names its product shaggy-related protein kinase epsilon. The record is from RefSeq and is a predicted model, not a curated record. Gene Ontology annotation, cellular component: nucleus; cytoplasm. Gene Ontology annotation, biological process: peptidyl-threonine phosphorylation; cell differentiation; signal transduction. NCBI's taxonomy places the organism in Eukaryota, Viridiplantae, Streptophyta, Magnoliopsida, Brassicales, Brassicaceae. Gene Ontology annotation, molecular function: protein serine/threonine kinase activity; ATP binding.
CCAAAACACGCCACGUGAGCGAGCACUCUUCCUCUAGCGCGGACGUCAAAACUAACUAUCAACUAUAACUUUGAAACUACCUAUUGGGGUCCGCUUCCUCUGCCUAUCAGAACAUAGAGAGAGAGAGAGAGCGAGAGAGAGAGAGAGAGAGAGAGAGAGAGCGAUUUUGCUAUUUUCGGCAAGGAAGAGAGCUUUCUAGGGUUUCUAGUUGCUUCCGAAGCAAGAUGUUGGAGUGAUAUUGCGGUGGAUACAUUCAGAUUUAACACGAAUUGGAUUUGAAGUUGUUGAGAAUGGCUUCUGUGGGAACAUUACCUUCUUCUACUACGGCUACAAGAAAAAUGAAUGAUUCUGUAUGUGUUGAUAAACUACCUGAAGGGAUUAAUGAGAUGAAGAUUAAAGAUGAUAAGGAAAUGGAAGCAGCUGUGGUUGAUGGGAAUGGAACUGAGACAGGUCACAUCAUUGUUACAACCAUUGGUGGUAAAGAUGGUCAGCCUAAACAGACCAUAAGCUAUAUGGCAGAGCGCGUCGUUGGACAAGGUUCAUUUGGAAUCGUUUUUCAGGCAAAGUGUUUAGAAACGGGGGAAACUGUUGCGAUAAAGAAAGUUUUGCAGGACAAGAGAUACAAGAACCGUGAGCUGCAGACGAUGCGCCUUCUUGAUCACCCUAAUGUCGUCUCCCUCAAGCAUUGCUUUUUCUCAACGACCGAGAAAGAUGAGCUGUAUCUCAACCUGGUCCUUGAAUACGUUCCUGAGACUGUCUAUCGCGUCUCAAAGCAUUACAGUCGGGCUAACCAGAGGAUGCCCAUGAUAUACGUCAAACUCUAUACAUAUCAGAUUUGCAGAGCUCUAGCAUACAUUCAUGGAGGAGUUGGAGUCUGUCACAGAGACAUAAAACCACAGAAUCUUCUGGUUAAUCCUCACACACAUCAGGUCAAACUCUGCGACUUUGGCAGCGCUAAAGUUCUGGUCAAAGGCGAACCGAACAUCUCAUACAUCUGCUCCCGUUACUACCGAGCACCUGAGCUUAUAUUUGGAGCCACAGAAUACACAACAGCUAUUGACAUAUGGUCUGCAGGCUGUGUUCUUGCUGAGUUACUCCUUGGACAACCUCUGUUUCCAGGUGAGAGUGGAGUUGACCAACUAGUAGAGAUCAUUAAGGUUCUUGGAACACCAACACGAGAGGAAAUCAAAUGUAUGAACCCAAACUACACUGAAUUCAAAUUCCCUCAGAUAAAGGCUCAUCCUUGGCACAAGAUAUUCCACAAGCGUACACCUCCAGAAGCAGUAGAUCUCGCCUCAAGACUUCUCCAGUAUUCUCCAAACCUCAGAUCAACCGCUAUGGAGGCAAUAGUACACCCGUUCUUCGAUGAGCUACGUGAUCCCAACACACGUCUACCUAAUGGUCGUCCCUUGCCUCCUCUCUUCAACUUCAAACCUCAAGAGCUAAAAGGAGCAAGCGUGGAGCUGUUGUCCAAGCUUAUACCUGACCACGCCCGAAAGCAGUGUUCCUUCCUCGCUGUCUAAGUGACUAAACCUCUCUAUGUGUAAUGUACACAUGCAUAUGCUUAAGUAAUGGAGUUAGCCUUCUCAAGAUUAUUAAUCUGUGUCGUUUAUUGUCACUUGUCACAGUCCCACGGAUGAUUAGACAUUUUUUUAAAUCUAAAAUAGCUAUGCACUCUGAAUGACUAAUGUAUGUAACGGUCUUUGCCUUGCUGCAGUUGAAUGGGAGUAUAUGUAAAACUUGUCAUCACCUUUGGUUCUAGCCAAAAUUAUUAGUA